Molecule: messenger RNA, 2474 nt
Organism: Morone saxatilis (striped sea-bass)
Lineage: Eukaryota; Metazoa; Chordata; Actinopteri; Moronidae
Gene: lmx1al
Product: LIM homeobox transcription factor 1, alpha-like
Exons: 9
Coding region: 462-1694 (410 amino acids)
Biological process (GO): regulation of transcription by RNA polymerase II; neuron differentiation
Cellular component (GO): nucleus
Molecular function (GO): RNA polymerase II transcription regulatory region sequence-specific DNA binding; DNA-binding transcription factor activity, RNA polymerase II-specific
Source: RefSeq, a predicted model, not a curated record
UAUUUCACCAGAAUCGGGUAGUUUAACUAUAUAACAAAAUAUUAGAAUCAUAAUAUCUCGUUUCCCAGAGAGGGAGAUUAAUGUCUCACCGCAAGUAUUUUCACGUAUCAACUGCGCCCUUUAAAGUCUAUGUCUAACAUUGAACACAAAUGCAAAAGAUCAUCCUCAUCUGAGUUAUCAAUAGGCUGCAUCAUCGCUCAUCUUCCCCCAUCAUCUUCCGCACCUUCUCCCUCCCUCCUUGUCUGUCCAUCUCCUCCCUCUGCGCCUUUUUACGCACAAAACAAGUCAGAGCGCACACACGGCUGGCGGAGAAAACAGGAGAGACAAUAGACAAUAGUUUGGGUCAUCAUGGUAUUUGGAUUUUUACCGUAGGCAACAUGCGCGCCGGACUGUGAGAUACAGGUGACCGAUCCGUAAACGCGUCUGUUCAUUUACUGGCCGAAAGUUUCAACCAGGUUUUAAUGUUGCCAACCGAGAUUUCAGGAGGAGUGUGUUUCACUUCAAGCGAUCACACUGAGGGAAGGAGAGAAGGGAUGAAAACAGAGGAAAGCCAGCAGUCCUGUCUGCAGCAGCCACCAUCCUCUACGCCUUUUGGUCCGGAGUACAGGGGAGGGGGAGAGUUGUGUGCGGGCUGCGAGUCACCCAUAGCCGACCGCUUCCUGCUGCGCGUGAACGAACGCUCCUGGCACGAGACCUGCGUCAAGUGCGCCGUGUGUUUGAGCGCGCUCACCGGGACCUGUUACUGCAGGGACCGCCUGCUGUACUGCAAGCAUGACUAUGAAAAGCUGUUUGUAAGAAAGUGCAGCGCCUGCCUGCAAGUGAUUGGACGUUCGGAGCUGAUAAUGCGUGUGCAAGGCCAGGUGUACCACCUGGGCUGCUUCACCUGCUGUGAGUGUGAACGCCGGCUGCAAAGAGGUGAUGAAUUUGUGCUGAAAGAAGGCCAGCUGCUCUGCCGCAUGGACUACGAGAAGGAGAGGGAAAUGCUGGCCGCUAUUAGUCCCACACCAACUGAAUCAGUGAAAAGUGAAGAUGAGGACGGCGGAGGAGGCUCUGGUGGGGGUAAAGGUGGUGAUGAAAGCAAGGAACACAAACGUUCAAAGCGACCACGCACCAUCUUGACCACACAGCAGCGCCGUGCUUUCAAGGCCUCCUUUGAAGUGUCUGCUAAGCCUUGCCGCAAGGUGAGAGAAACACUGGCUGCGGAGACUGGACUGACAGUGCGCGUUGUGCAGGUGUGGUUUCAAAACCAGAGAGCCAAGAUGAAAAAGAUAGCUCGUCGACAGCAGCAGCAGCAGCAGCAGCAGCAGGAACAAGAGCAGCUGGGAGGGACCAGGAGAGGACCGAGCAGAGGUGGCCGCCAGAGCAAUGACGACAGUGAGGAUGGCUCUAGUACCCAUGGCAUGGAUGGGAUACUGGGGUAUCCCUCUCUGCCACGUCAGCAGCUACUUGCUCUGGACCCCAACAUCUACGGCGGAGAGCCAUUUCGACAUGGGCUUACACCGCCUCAGCUGAACAAUGAGCAGCUCCACUCCUAUGAUUCAGAGACGGUGUUCCAUGACCUGGACAGUGAUGGAAGCCUCGGUCACCUUGGAGACUGCCUCUUAGCAACUGGGGACGGCAGUCUCCUGCCAGGGCGAGUGGGAAACCCCAUUGACCGUCUCUACUCCAUGCAGAACUCCUACUUCACCUCCUGACCCUCAUAAACUCUCACCCUUACCCCUCCUUUUCCACCUUUCACCUCAGAGAUGCAGCUAAUGGAGUAUGUCCAUCAACAUGCCUGUGGGACCACACUCUGAAAAUGCCUACACCCAAACACACUUCUGAGCUUUUAUCAUAGGCCAAAAUAAUCACAGGUCAGCCAUGGUCAUAAUAUCAGUUUGCAGCAGAUUCCCAUAAUGUUCCCAUUAUCCCUCCUCGAUAAGAAUCACAUGCUGGAAAUACAGACACUGUAAAUGUCCAAGAUAUGUAAAAAGACCUCAAUUUCUUCUGUUGUAUUUAUGUAAUGUUCAAUUAAACACGUUUCAUGGCACUUUCCAACAAAAAACAACAAAGACACUUAUCAAGCAUUAAUAUGUAUAUCAUGAAUUACAGACAAUAAUUGGUUGUUGAAAGUGAAUUCAUCAAUCAAGUUACAUGUAUUUAAGAGUCUUGGCAGGUCUUAUGAGCAGCUGAGGGUCAAACUUAAAUUAGUAUAUUGCAUAACUUUUUGUUGUUGACAGGACUAGUGAUUAGCUAUUGUGCGUGAAAGACUGCAGCAUAUACAAUCCUGUAUAUGGCUUGGAGUACAAUUUUGCUCUCAGGUUAGUGUGUAUGUUUUAUGUAACCUGAGCGAUAACUCAGGAUAUUGUGCUGGAUAGGAUUACAAUUUAACUAGCCCAAUGACUUAAAGAACGUAGAUUGCAAAGAGGAAGAAACUCACCAUGUAAAAUUAUCAUUGCAAACCACAUUAUUAGUUUUUCAUAAUGCAUGACAGG